GUAUUUACUGCGCAGAUAUCUCCAUGACGUAACCGAAUAUUAGAAUACAAAGGAAAAGCUUUCUUAUAUCAAUAUUUUUCCAUCACAGAAACAACUCUUCAUUACAUUGAAAGUUUGUUUAAAAUAAUAUUUUGGUUGUGUAAAAAUAUUCAAACUCCUAAGACUGGAGAUAUCCCGAAGAUACCGACCGAACGCUACCCGCAACAUAUAGCUACACUGAGGGGGCAUCGAACUGAGGCCAUUGAACUCUACUCUUCAGAGUUUAGUCCACACACCAUGACUAGUAGUGCUCUAGACACGAUUACGGUGGGAGCUGUGCAUGAGAAAACCAAGCAGUGUUAAAGAUUUGUGUAAACAUAGUUAAAGAAAUAUUCAGUGAUAAUAGGAAGAAUAAUAUUCUAUGAUUGAAUACAAGUUAUAUAGUUAAAUGGAUUCAAUGAGUUAUGUCGGAAGGGGUGAGAGGGGUUGGCGCCCCGCCCACGGUUAAGCAUCUACAUGAAAUGAGUCUCUACCACGAUUUUAAGCUCAAGCGGAGGAAGGUAGACUCUCGCUGCAGUAGUGAUGGUGAAAACUUUGCUGAGCUAACUAAACUAUCUCCUGAUCCAAGGGACGUCAGCUGCCAAUCAAAGGCCGAUGACACAACAGAUACAAGUUUUGUGGCGUCUCCUGUGCCUAUUAUGAGACUUAAACGUGAGUGCGAUGAGUCGGAGAUUGAAGAGGAGAGGGAGGCGGAGAAGAGAGUUGAAGUAAAAGAAGGAACAAUCGGACAUAGACUUCCCCCUGUAGUUGUAAAACAAGAGUUCUCUGGACUUGAACUUAAAUCUCAGUGUGAUAGUUCAACCAGUUUAAGCAUAUCCAAGACAAAUGAUCUUGAUAUGAGGAAGGAAUUUGUAUUUUCAAGAGAAACUAGCAGUGCUAUAGUUGAAGUGAGACCUAUGAAUUCUGUUCAUUCUCAAAAUUUUGAUGAAUCUCGAGUUUCCGGAAGUACAUCAAAUGAAAGCACUAAACCAAGUUUUAAUCCUUCUUUUUAUAACUCAAAAUUAUACAACACUUUAUCUAAGCCAAAGUCAGAUGUACAACCUCCAGCUUCCAGACCUUCCGUUCAAAUCACUUUGCAAAGAGGAGGAGCUGCCGCCUUUAAUACUUUCCCCCGACCUGCUGAAAACAUAUAUGAGAAUAUGCGGUCCAGUAAUACAAUAACCAGCAUAAAAUCUGAAUACUCUCCAGCUCAGAUAAUACCUCAAAGCAGUGGAAUGUCAGUGUUUAAAGGUGGAUACUCACAUUCCUCCCAAGCCUCCUCUCCUGGAUCUCCAGCUCACCAUCUAAAAUCUCAUUCUCAGCCCAACUCUAUUUUGUCCCAUAUGUCGGAAGAAUUUGAGGAUCAAAAACCAAAUUUUAUCUCAGCAAUGCAGAAACUAAUUGCUAAAAACCAACAACAGUAUUCAGACGGAAGAACUCCAUCUCCAGGCUUUCAUCGCUUCCCUCUACACCUUCCCCAAUCCUCCACCAACAUACAGUCUCCCCACUCACAAAGUCCAGUGCCAACGUUAAGAGGAGAGCCUUUUACCAUGUCUCCAUAUAAAAAUAUGCUACACAAUUCCGACCAUCGAGGUCAAAUGUUAAACCCUACAGGGAAUAAUACACGCUCAUUAAAUCACACCAGCCUAAACCAACCUAAGAGACCUGAAAACCCAAGUAGUUCUGGACUUCCAGGAACAAGCGUAAUGUUUAGUAAAUCUGGAGGAGUUAGAACAAUGGUAUGGAGUCCAUCACCAGCUCAUAGUCCAAUAGACUCACCAGUCCCUCAAAACUUCGGGUUGCCGGAUACUACUAGACUGAGCACUGAUAGUGAACACGAUAUGCAGGCUGUGAAAGGUUUGGUUGAGCUGUGUCAGGUUGGAGGUCCUAGGCCACAACAACCUCAACUAUACCACCAUCAGGAUAUGUUUAAUGCUAUGGCCCCAACGUCUGAAUUAAGGCAUAUCCUGCCGCCCAGUUUUAACAAUGUACCUGGAGAUUUCACACGUCUGCGUCCAAACCUUUCUUCUGGUUUACGGCUGGAUAGACCGCAUGUUGAUAUGGCUGAAUUAUGGAAAGGAAACUUAGACCAACUUCCUGCACAAGCUCAGCCAAGUGGGUCUAUCUUUAACAGGGAUAGUGGAGAACCUGGAAACCGUAUUCUAGAUGAGGAUGAUCAACCAAUGAUUUGUAUGAUAUGUGACGACAAGGCGACUGGUCUACACUAUGGCAUUAUAACAUGUGAAGGAUGUAAAGGAUUCUUUAAAAGAACAGUUCAAAACAAGAGGGUUUACACUUGUGUGGCGGAUGGGAAUUGUGAGAUUAAUAAAGCGCAACGGAAUCGGUGUCAAUACUGUAGGUUUCAAAAAUGUUUGGAAAGAGGAAUGGUGUUAGCAGCUGUGAGAGAGGAUCGAAUGCCGGGAGGACGUAACUCUGGAGCUGUUUACAAUAUGUAUAAGGUAAAGUACAAAAAGCAAAAAAAGCACCCUAAACCACAGAUGGGACAAUUUAAUGUGAUGUCAAAACCUUCCAUGAAGAAUAUCGAGUUUGAACAGAUGGAUAGUCCAAAAUCACUCCUUAACUUACGGGAAGAACAGAAAACAGCUUCUUUUCAAUCGACGAGCCUUUCCUCUCCAAGCUCUCCGCAUCCUGACACCAUUUCUCCGUCUAUAAAUAUUCUUAAAGCAGUUCUUACUGGAUCUCAAGAGGGUUUGCCGCAAUAUCGACAGUUCGAUAGAGCGAGACGAAGGGAACGUUAUGAAGACAGCCUCCGUCUUAUUCAGGAGUUAAUAGACUGUGAUGAUUUUGAGGAUAUUUCAACCUUUAGGGACGUGAAUGACCUUCUUGAUCACAGCAACGCUGAACUCUCGGACAGAUUAAGUAGGAUUGGAGACAAUAUAGUUGUAAAGUUGGUUCAAUGGACCCGGAGAUUACCUUUCUACGAGGAUAUUCCUGUAAAUAUUCACACCAGUUUGCUCACUAACAAGUGGCAUGAACUUCUUGUCCUCACCACAUCGUCCUAUCAGGCUAUAAACGGUAGCCGGAGAAUGGGAACCACGAGAUCAGACGGAGAAACUGCAGAGCUCCAUCAGGAGGUUGCUACCAACCUGGUAACUCUGCAAACCUGCUUAACAUCAAUGAUGGGUCGCCCAAUCACUAUGGAUCAACUCAGACAGGAUGUUGGAAACAUGGUGGAAAAAGUGACAAAGGUCAUCACUUCACUCAGAAAUUUCCGGCUAACAAUAGAAGAAUAUGUCUGCCUCAAAGUUGUUGCAAUGCUUACAGAAGACGGAUUAGUUCAACAUUCUGAACUAGAAGAGAUCCACGACAGAUACAUGAAUUGUUUGAAAAUUUACACGGAAUGGAAUUUUCCGACCCAGCCUAACAGAGUCCAAGAGCUAUUAGUCAAGCUUCCAGAGGUUCAAGAGGCUGCAGGACUUCUUCUGGCAAGCAAGAUGUUUUACGUUCCGUUUCUCUUGAACUCUACUAUUAGUUCUUCCAGUGUCUGAGAUAUGGUUACCAUCAAUCUUUGAGAACCUGAUUAAUAUUUUCUACUUACUUAACUUUCUUUAAUCUUUGUAUCUAGCCAGUUCUUACAUAAACCAGUCAAGCAACCCAGUCCAGUUUUGGAUUAAAUUAUUUGAAUCUCUUAGGAUCUAUCAUACUCUUCAAAAUAAAACGUUCAUGACGUAUAUAUAUUUACAAAAUGGUUCUACUUAUUUAUACAUGAUGCAUUUCAAAUAAAAAUUCGAUGAAUUAAGAAUAAGCUUAUU
Eurytemora carolleeae is the source of this 3791-nucleotide messenger RNA. RefSeq names its product hormone receptor 4. Bases 444 to 3527 code for a protein of 1027 amino acids. NCBI's taxonomy places the organism in Eukaryota, Metazoa, Arthropoda, Copepoda, Calanoida, Temoridae. The record is from RefSeq and is a predicted model, not a curated record. Gene Ontology annotation, molecular function: sequence-specific DNA binding; DNA-binding transcription factor activity; zinc ion binding. Gene Ontology annotation, biological process: regulation of DNA-templated transcription. The transcript is spliced from 12 exons.